AAGCCCAAAAACAAUACAAAACGAAAUUCAACAUAGACCAGUUGACUCUCCGUCUUUGCACAGAUAUGGCAUUCUCAGCGCCACCGUCUGCAGCCGGCGGCGUCCGGAACCCUAGCGGCCGUAAGCCUCUUGGUUUGGUCCAAAAUAUUAUAAAAAGGAAACACAGCUUCGCACAAUUCUUCGCGAUGACCGGAAUCCUGCUGCUCAGCUGCCGAUCGCUCGGCCAGAAGUACCGCAUGUACAACCUCUCCGAGGACGCCGCCGCACUGAGGGAAGAUCAGGAAAACCUCACUUCUAGAAUGAACAACAUCAAACAGAGCCUCCUAGCCGAAGCCGCUCGCGAGCCGACCGGAGCUUUCGCCGCUAGGCUGCGCCUCCUUUUCGGAGAUGAGAGCAAUUGAGUGAAGAUUGGAUUGUGAAUUCGUUCUUACCCCACGUGCUGAUCAGGUUUUGAAUUUCUAGGGUUUCGAAAUUGGAUUUUGAAUAAAUUGAUCUAGGUGCUGAUUGGAAUUGUGAUUAUUCCUCGUGAACUGAUUUGUGUUUUUAUGACGAUGAUUGAAUGUUUUGUUGUAAUCUGAGAUUAAUUUUGUGCAAUGAGGUAUUGGGGAAUAUGAAAUUGGGGACGAUUAUGCAUAUUGAAUGGAUGAAAUUAGCUCUU
Molecule: messenger RNA, 658 nt
Organism: Erythranthe guttata (spotted monkey flower)
Lineage: Eukaryota; Viridiplantae; Streptophyta; Magnoliopsida; Lamiales; Phrymaceae
Source: RefSeq, a predicted model, not a curated record